AUGUUCGUGGCCAGUCUAGUCACCUGGCUCCUCUGCCGUAGCCUGGAGAGGCCACCAGUGAAGGACCCGCAACACAACACUGACUUCACGGAAGCUGCCAAACAGGAGCAGGAGGAUGAAGAGGAGGAGGAGGAAGAAGAGGAGAAGAUCGGUCAGAAGGUAGAGCUGGAGGACGACCUGCUGUUCGAAGAGGAUUGCCAACUAGACGAGGGGGAGCUGGUAGAGGAGGGAGACGAGGAGGAGGAUGGGGAGGAGGAGGAGGAGGAGAUAAUGAAGGAGCCGGAGGAGAGCACCAAGAUGAAGAUCUUACGUCAGAUCGCCGGCUUGGCAUCCAAACUCAAGGAGAUCAUUGGCAAUCUAAUUACCACCGCCGGGAAAGUGGUCGUAACCAUAUUACUGGGCCUGACAGGGAUCAUGCUGCCCUCCCUCACCUCUACUGUCUAUUUCUUCACCUUCCUGGGCCUGUGCACCUGGUGGUCAUUUUGCCGCUCGUUUGACCCGCUGGUCUUCAGCUGUCUGUGCGUGCUGAUGGGCAUCUUUAGCGCCGGCCACCUCAUCGUGCUCUACCUCUACCAAUUCCAGUUCUUCCAGGAGGCCGUGCCCCCUGGAGACUACUAUGCCAGUUUGUUUGGCAUCUCCCCGGUGAUCCAGAUUAACUGCUCCCACACGUGGAUGUUCAAGGUCAACCCGGCGUUGCCGUGGCACCACUUUGUCAACCCCAUCAUGCUCCUGGUGCUGUACUACACCCUGGCCACGCUGAUCCGCCUGUGGCUGCAGGAGCCGCCGGAGCCGGUGGAGCCGGUGUUGAUUGUGACCUCCAACGGACUUCCGGUGACCUUGAGUUCUGGCGCUCCUCAUGAGAACGGGCCCACAAGUCUGGAUCUGUAUUCCAUGCCGGAGUAUGCGCCGGGCCAGUCUGCAUCAGACCCAGAGCGUAUGGACGCCAGUGUGUACGAGAUGGAGCGGCCGCUGAGAAGCGACUCGUCGGAGGCUGGGGAGGCUGGGGAGGAGCGCCAGGAGGGGCAGAUGAGGGUCAACUCAGCGGUCAAGGCCGCCGCCUUCAUCAUGAAGCAAAGCUACAUCUGCGCCCUCAUCGCCAUGAUGGCGUGGAGCAUCACAUACGUGAGCUGGCUGACCUUCGUCUUCCUCAUCUGGUCGUGCACGCUGUGGAUGGUGCGGGACCGCCGCAAGUACGCCAUGAUCACCUCGCCCUUCAUGGUGUUCUACGGAAACCUGCUCAUCGUGCUGCAGUACAUCUGGAGCUUUGAGGAGCUGGGCCCCGUGCCAGGGCUCUUCCUGAAGAAGGAGGUGCCGUUCAGGGAACUGGGCUCUAAGAUGCUGUGUCUCCUGAGCUUCUGGCUGCUGCUGCGACAGGCUCUGACCGAGCGCAAAGACAGGCAGAGGGAAGAGGAGACAACGCUGUCCGACAUCAAAGUAGAGGACCUGAAGAGAGAGAAGGAGGAUGAGGAGGACGAGGCUGGAGGCCCGCGGGAGAUGAUGGACGUGUUGGGCAGCACGGUCAUGGCCAUGUUCAACAAGUACUGGAUCUACAUCUGCGCCGGCAUGUUCUUCUUUGUGAGCUUCGAGGGACGCAUCGUCAUGUACAAGAUCAUCUACAUGAUGAUGUUCCUCUUCUGUGUGGCCCUCUAUCAGGUUCAUUAUGAGCACUGGAGGAGGAUACUGAAGUACUUCUGGAUGUCAGUGGUGGUCUACACCAUGCUGGUGUUGAUUCUGGUCUACACCUUCCAGUUUGACUCUUCCAUACACGUAUGGUCAAACAUGACAGGCAUGAGCACUAAAGAACUGGAGGAUCUGGGCCUGGAGAAGUUCUCGGUGCCGGCGCUGUUCACGCGGAUCUUCCUCCCCACGUCCUUCCUGCUGGUGUGCAUCCUGCACCUGCACUACUUCCACGAGCGCUUCCUCCAGCUCACCGACAUCAAGUCUGUGGCCGACAAGCAGAAGAGCCCCAUCACCAGGCUGGUCCAUCUGGACGGCAGCCUGGCUGAUAUCUCCAUGAUCAAACCCACGCUGAACUCCACCACGAAGGACGAGGAGGCUGGGGAAAAGGUCGACCUAGAGGAGGAGGAAGAGGACGAGGAGGAGAAGAGGCUCUCGAGUCCACAUGCAGUCCUCCGCACAGAGCAGCAACAGGCCCGUGCAGAGACGUACCGCUUUCUCUGGCUGAGUGGACAGGACGAGGCCGAGGCCGAGGAAGGACGGGACCUGCGUAAUAAGUGGAGUCUGGUGGUGGAGCGCCUGACGGUGCUGUUCCUCAAGUUCCUGCAGUACAUGCAGCAGCUGCAGCUGCUUAUCUGGUGGCUGCUGGAGCUGCACAUCAUCAAGAUCGUCUCCUCCUACAUCAUCUGGGUCUCCGUCAAAGAGGUGUCCCUCUUCAACUACGUGUUCCUGGUGAGCUGGGCCUUCGCUCUCCCGUACAGCCAGUUCCGGCCGCUGGCGUCCAGCGUGUGCACGGUGUGGACCUGCGUCAUCAUCGUCUGCAAGAUGCUGUACCAGCUGAGCUCCAUCCAGCCCGCCACCUACGCCAAGAACUGCAGCAUGCCUCAGAACUACACGGAGGCCGAGCGGGCGGAGAUGGCGCGCUCACUGCUCUACAGCGCCCCCAUAGACCCCGCCAACUGGGUCGGCCUCAAGAAGUUCUCUCCUCUGCUGGAGAAUCUGAGGAACAACCUGAUGAUGUUGGCCCUGCUGGCGUUCGAGGUGACCGUCUACCGGCACCAGGACUUCUACCGCAUGCGCAACAACCUCACCACCCCCGUCACCAGGACCAUCUUCCAUGACAUCACGCGCCAGCACCUGGACGACGGUAUCCUCAACUGCGCCAAGUACUUCAUCAACUUCUUCUUCUACAAGUUUGGCCUGGAGACAUGUUUCCUGCUGGCGGUGAAUGUCAUUGGCCAGCGCAUGGACUUCUACGCCAUGCUGCACGCGUUCGGCCUGAUCGCCGUGAUGUACCAGCGCCGGCGGAAGGCCAUCGCUCAGAUCUGGCCCAAGUACUGCUGCUUCCUGGCCUGCAUGCUCACCUUCCAGUACCUGGUGUGCAUCGGGAUCCCCCCCUCCGCCUGCUCAGACUAUCCAUGGAGAGCUCCCUCAUCCAGCAUGGACUCCAACGUAGUGAAGUGGCUGUACUUUCCAGACUUCCACACGAGACCCAACCCACUCUUCCUCCUCUAUGACUUCAUGCUGCUGUUGGGUGUCUCGCUCCAGAGGCACGUCUUUGAAGAAGAGAACGAAGCAGCCGUGCGUCUCGUUGCCGGGGACAACGUGGAGAUCUGCCGAGACCUUGACGCCGCAUCGUUCAGCCAGCACAACCCAGUGCCAGACUUCAUCCGCUGCAGGUCUUACCUGGACAUGUUGAAGGUGAUCAUGUUCAGCUACCUGUUCUGGUUCGUGCUCACCAUCAUCUUCAUCACGGGAACCACACGCAUCAGCAUCUUCUGCAUGGGCUACUUGGUGGCCUGUUUCUACUUCCUGCUCUUCGGCGGAGACCUGCUGCUCAAGCCAAUCAAAAGCAUCAUGCACUACUGGGACUUCCUGAUCGCCUACAAUGUGUUUGUGAUCACCAUGAAGAAUAUCCUCUCGAUAGCGGCCUGUGGGUAUAUAAAGUCCCUGGUUGCCAACCACUGUUGGCUGAUCCAGUUGUUCAGUUUGGCGUGCACUAUAAAAGGCUAUUCCCGACCGGAGCAGCAGGCUACCAAGCAGUGUGAGUUGCCUAGCGAUGAAGCUGGCAUCAUUUGGGACAGCAUUUGCUUUGCCUUCCUGUUGCUACAGCGACGGGUCUUCAUGAGCUACUACUUCCUGCAUGUAGUAGCUGACAUUCGCUCCUCACAAGUGCUGGCCUCCAGGGGAGCCGAGUUGUUCCAGGCCACCAUUGUGAAGGCGGUCAAAGCCAGAAUUGAGGAGGAGAAGAAGUCCAUGGACCUGCUGAAAAGACAGAUGGACCGCAUCAAGAGCCGGCAGCAGAAGUUCAAGAGGGGGAAGGAGAGGAUGCUGAGCAUGGCCCAGGACUCUGGAGAGGGUCAGGCCGGGGUCAGGGAGGAAGAGGAGAAGGACGAAGGAGAAACAAAGGAGAAAUCAAAAGGCAAAAGGAAACAGUGGUGGAGGCCUUGGGUAGACCAUGCAUCCAUGGUGAGGAGCGGAAGCUACUACCUAUUUGAGACGGACAGUGAAGAGGAGGAGGAGGACGAGGAGAAGAAAGAGGAGCCUCCGAAGAGGUCCGCAUUUCAGUUUGUGUACCAUGCCUGGAUCACAGACUCCAAGACAGCCAUGAAGGAACGCAGCAAGGAGAGGCGGCACUUCUGGAAGAGAUACACCGAUGGACGUAAAGCCACCAAGAAGGACCAGCGGGAAGAACAUGUGGCCAUAGAGGUGGACGAUCAGGAGGACGAUGGUGUGGAAGAGGAGCGAUCCGAUGGGCCAGAUAACAUCCUGAAGCGAGUGUUCAACAUCGUGAAGUUCUCCUGGGUGCUUUUCCUGGCCCUGAUGGACAGCUUCACCGCCUGGCUCAACUCCAUCUGCCAGGAGUACAUGGACAUCUCCACGGUGCUGAGAAUCGAGCGCUGUAUGGUCACGCAGGAGGUCAAAAAGGGAAAUACUCCGUCCCGGGAGAGUCUGCAAGUGUACUACCAGAGGCAGAUGUGCAGGCCGUCGUCCUCGCAGUCCUGUUUGGACCAUACGGAGGACAUCUUCCCAGCGUCCAGCCCCCGGGCCUCUCACUUACAGCAGUCCGACUUCGUGCUGGAGAGCCAUGGCUCUGCACUGUCCAGAGACAGCUUGUCCAGUGCGUACACAGAGUCGACUCUACUCUACUGUCAGUCCACACUGGAUCACACGGAGGGGACCGUGGAGAACGUCCCCAAGACUAGUGAACGCACUCGGCCCAAACUGUGCAAGAUGACCGGGCUCGACCUGUCCUCGUCGGCAGAGAGCGCCACCAGCAGGGCCUCCAGUGAGAGGACCCAGUGCACAGCGCUGUACUCCCGACAGGGCACGAGCGACACCGUCGGCGAGGUCGACCUCGAGCACGAACAGAGAGGUCACUCGUCAGCCGAACACUGGGGUGCAGUCGGUGGAGGACCCCCAGAGACCCCCGAUGACGCGCCGUACCUCCCCGAGGACGAAGGGCCGCCCCACUGGAGGGAAUCGGACCGCUCCCCGGAGUGGGACUCCGCCGGAUGGACGCCGGCCGACAGCCCUGACGCGGACGGACCGUCGUCACGGACGUUCCCGGCAGCGGCGGACAUCCCGCCCUCCUACAGCAAGGCCACGGGGCUGGACCAGGUGUGCGACGGCGCAGGUGUGCCGGGUGGUAACCGUGACGACAGGCGCCUGAGGAUAAUGGAGCCUGAUGACAGGACGGAUUACCUGAGCGACGCAGCACUGCCCUCCCUCACCCACGAGAUGACGGCCAGCGAGCUGCUGCAGAGCAGGAUGUUUUUCGACGAGGAGCUGGAGGAGUCGGAGAGUUUCUACAGCGGUCAGCCGCCGCUGCUGCAGCUGUGCUACGCCCUGUACAACAUGCUGGUGGCCCGCUCGGAGAUGGUCUGCUACCUGGUCAUCAUCCUCAACCACAUGAUCUCGGCGUCCGUGGCCACGCUCGUGCUGCCCAUCCUCAUCUUCCUCUGGGCCAUGCUGUCCGUGCCGCGGCCCAGCAAGCGCUUCUGGAUGACCGCCAUCGUCUACACGGAGGUCACCAUUGUGAUCAAAUACUUCUUCCAGUUUGGCUUCUUCCCGUUCAACCAGAACAUUGAGGUGGACAAGAGCAAGCCCUUCCACCCCCCCAACAUCAUCGGCGUGGAGAAGAAGGAGGGCUACGUCCACUACGAUCUAGUGCAGCUGUUGGCUCUCUUCUUCCACAGGUCCAUCCUGAAGUGCCAUGGUUUAUGGGACGAGGACGAACAUAGAGCCGGUGUUGGCAAACCAGCACGUCACCGAGGCAACUCGGACGGCGGCGAGCGAUCGCGCUCAUGGCACGAGAAAUCGCCCGAGUCUGCCCACCCCCGCUCCCCCCUCCGCCAGCACCUCCACGGCCUGGCGCGGGGCUUGGUGCGGCGGCAGAGCUCGGGCGCUGCGUCACACGUCUCUCAUAGAUCCAUGCACUCCAAAACAGGCAGCUCAGGCACACGCGGGAGUCUGCGCAGGGGAGGCAGCUCUCUGAGCAUCCAGCAGAAGAGUCGCAAGGAGCUCAUCAUGGAGAAGCUCAGGGAGCAGAUGAUCAAGGCCAAGAGGUUCACUGUCAAAACCACUCUUGAGAUCUACAUCCCCAUUCGCCAGUUCUUCUAUAACCUGAUCCACCCAGAAUACAGCGCAGUGACAGACGUCUACGUGCUCAUGUUCUUGGCCGACACCGUGGACUUCAUCAUUAUUGUCUUUGGAUUCUGGGCCUUUGGGAAACAUUCUGCUGCUGCUGACAUCACUUCCUCCUUGUCGGAGGACCAGGUUCCCGAGGCCUUUCUGGUCAUGGUGCUGAUCCAGUUUGGCACGAUGGUUGUGGACCGGGCUCUUUAUCUCAGGAAGACUGUCAUGGGGAAGGUCAUCUUCCAAGUGAUCCUGGUGUUUGGAAUCCACUUUUGGAUGUUCUUCAUUCUCCCUGGAGUCACAGAAAGGCGGUUCAGUCUAAACACGGUGGCCCAGCUGUGGUAUUUUGUGAAGUGCAUCUACUUCGGUCUGUCGGCCUAUCAGAUCCGCUGUGGCUACCCCACCAGGGUGCUGGGAAACUUCCUCACCAAGAGCUACAACUACGUCAACCUCUUCCUCUUCCAAGGGUUCCGGUUGGUGCCGUUCCUGACGGAGCUGCGUGCGGUUAUGGACUGGGUGUGGACAGACACCACCCUCAGCCUGUCCAGUUGGAUAUGUGUGGAGGACAUCUACGCCCACAUCUUCGUGCUCAAAUGUUGGAGGGAGUCCGAGAAGAGGUACCCUCAGCCCAGAGGCCAGAAGAAGAAGAAGGUGGUCAAGUACGGCAUGGGCGGGAUGAUCGUCAUGCUGCUCAUCUGCAUCGUCUGGUUCCCGCUGCUCUUCAUGUCGCUGGUCAAAUCUGUGGCCGGCGUGGUCAACAAACCCCUGGAUGUGUCCGUCACCAUCACACUAGGGGGCUUCCAGCCCAUAUUCACCAUGAGCGCUCAACAGAAUCAGCUCAAGGACAUCACCAACGACGACUUUGAGAAGUUUGUGAACUCCUACACCUACGUUCCGAGUGCCAUGCAGUUCCUGGAGGCGUAUACCAAGGAGGACAUCACGGUGGCCGAGCUGGAGGGGAGCUCCAACUCCCUCUGGACCAUCAGUCCCCCAAGCAGGAAGAACCUGAUGGACGUCCUGAGCAAAGAUGCCCCCUUUCCAGUCACCAUGACCUGGUCCAUCCAGAGGAAUUUUAGUCUUGGGGCCAAAGCUGAGGUUGCGAUGGAUAAACAUGUCACCUCCCUGGACAUGCCGACGAAACAAGAGCUGAUCGCUUUAUUAAACGGGACAAGGAAUAAGCCUGUGGUUAUAAAACAAGUCUUCCCUUGCUUCAUCCGCGCUCCGAGUGACUCCAAUGCCAAGCCCAUUGAUCAACUUUAUGGAGAGGACGGCUUUAAGGACAUCCUGCUGGCCCUGGAGAGGACCCACAACAACGAGAACGAGAUCCAGGAGUGGUGGAUUGUGGACCAGCCGUCGGCCGGCCAGAUCCAGAUGAACAGCGCAGCGGGGAGGAAGGUGGCGGCCGGCCUGCACCUCUAUGUGUUCAGCGACAAAGUCAGCCCUCCAAGCCUCAGCUUCCUAGCGGGAUACGGCAUCAUGGGACUGUACGCCUCGGUGGUGCUCGUCAUCGGGAAGUUUGUGCGCGAGUUCUUCAGCGGCAUCUCGCACUCCAUCAUGUUCGAGGAGCUGCCGUGCGUGGACCGCAUCCUCAAGCUGUGCACGGACAUCUUCCUGGUGCGGGAGACCGGCGAGCUGGAGCUGGAGGAGGACCUCUACGCCAAGCUGAUCUUCCUCUACCGCUCGCCAGAGACUAUGAUCAAAUGGACCAGGGAGAAGACGAAAUGAGGGCCCCCGCCCCCCAAUCCGACCCCUCAAAAUCCCCCGAAACAAAAACGAAUCCGCCUGCUGUGACUGAUGUUCAGAGAGGGUCUUGAGAAGGAAGACGCGAAAUGCAAAAAGGGACGUAAAGAGGGAGAGGGGCGCAGAAGAAGCACAAAGAGUGGCAGGUGGAGCCCUGCACUGGCCAAGCCCUCCACUGGACACUGAUGCUGGAGAGGUCACCCCUCGUCCGCCCUCCUUAGGGGGGGACCCCUCUCCGCCUUCCAUUAAAUGUGACCUGAAACGUGAAGUACAGUAUCUGUCAUGUUCAUGUGUAUGAUGAUUGAUUUUGUGUGCACAGCCUGACUCUGAAGAACUGUAGCCAGUCUUUAUCGGCGUGGUGAGAUCACCUGCUGGGCAGUGGGGUCAAACAAAAAGGGAAAUGGUGUCCCCACUGCCUGGACUUAGCCUGUUGUGUAUGGGGUAAAUGUAUGAACCUUCAGUUGUGCAAUAUUAUGAAAUAAAUACACCGUCCUGGUAGCUGGCUGUAAACUUGAAGCAGAGGAAGGGGGCAGUGACUGAAAGACACUUGCCACUUUUGAAGAUAUUUUGUUGUUGUUGUUGUUGUUGUUGUUGUUUUUAUUUUGUUUUGGUUUUCUGAACUUGGAGGUGCGCUUGGGUACUUUGGAGAAAUAACAAAAGUGAUGCUAGAGACUCAGUGAGAUGCACCAUAGACCAAGUCAUUUUUGCUUUCUUUUGUUUUGAUGUCAGAGAGGAAUAAAAAUGGGAGCUGUCAUUGUUCUCAGGAAAUGAAUAUCAUCUCAGUAGGAUGUGGCUUGUGAUAUAGGAAUGUGUGUUCCUAACUGUUGUGAAGUGACUUUGUCCUCUUUGUAUAAAAGAGGGAAAUGUGGUGUAAUUGUGGUUUAAUGGCCUGAGAAUAAAGCACAUUUUGGAUUGCUA
Sardina pilchardus (European sardine) is the source of this 8973-nucleotide messenger RNA. Its product is annotated as piezo-type mechanosensitive ion channel component 2. Gene Ontology annotation, cellular component: membrane. Bases 1 to 8040 code for a protein of 2679 amino acids. The transcript is spliced from 48 exons. Gene Ontology annotation, molecular function: mechanosensitive monoatomic ion channel activity. The record is from RefSeq and is a predicted model, not a curated record. Lineage: Eukaryota; Metazoa; Chordata; Actinopteri; Clupeiformes; Clupeidae.